AUGGCAUCCAGCAUGGCCGACAUUACGGUCUAUAACAUGCCGACUUCGCCACCGAAUUAUGACAAAGUGGGCGUCUUCUAUAUCGCAUUUUGCGUUACCUGGACCACCCUCCUGAUCGCGGGUAUGGUCUUCUGCUGGUUCAACCGACGUAUCCCUAUUCUACGAGUCCGAGGUAUAUCGCUUUCAUUUGCUGCAAUCGCUCUGCUUCACGUAUACUGGAUCCUGGGACAACUGGUUUAUCCCAUCGGGGCGACCAUGCCGACCGUUCUCGCCUAUGAUAUCCAGUAUUUCGGCAUGGGCGUCUAUUUCCCGCUUGGAAUCGCAUUAUUUCAAGCUUCCAACCUUCGUUUUCUGCAUGUUGCCAAGAUGCAGAAGCAAUUCAUUCACCCUGAACUCCGAGCCGAAAGACGAUGCAAUGGUGGAAAUAGCUCAUGGCUAUGCCGUUUGCGAAACAUGGACUAUAUGAAGAGGACUAUGAUUUUCAUCGGCAUUGGAAUGGUAGUGCAGUUUAUAAUCACGGUCGCAAUGUGGCUCGCUUGUAAGAAAUACCAUCCGACAUAUGGUAUUCCAGGUACAGAGAUCAAAGGUGCUACUGUUGUAGAACAAGUGGUCUACCUCGGUCGCGGAUGGGAAUGGUGGCAGUCGGUGCUUUGGCAAGUCAUCUGGACAUGGAUUGCCGCUCCGAUCCUCAUUUGGAAAGCUUGGGGUAUUCGCGAUACCAUGGGAUGGCGUACCCAAACAAUUGCAUGCUGUGUUUCUGGUCUCCAUGCGACCCCGAUGUUCAUGGCUGCGACAUACGCGCCUGCCUUUGCGAAAAUCAAUGCUUACUUCUCUCAGAGUCAAUGGAUUGACGUGUCGAUCAUGAUGUGGGAGAUCUUCACUGUCUUCGUUCCCGUCUUCCAAGUUAUCAGACUAUGGGCUCUAAACAAGAACAUAAAGAAUUCAAUUACCAAGCGCUCGUCUUCCUCGAUGUCAACAUUUAUCAAUGAGCCUCCUUUGCCAGAUUGGAAGAGUACAUCCACAUCUACACUUGCUGAAAAGGGUCAAUCUGUCGAGUCCAUCCAUGGAUUUAUGGGUGACCGUCUAUAUACUCUGGAGGCUCUUGAACACGUUCUCAGCAAGAACCCAGGGGAACUGCAAGAAUUUGCCGCUCUAAGCGAUUUUUCAGGAGAGAAUAUUGCCUUCCUCAACGAGGUAGCAUCAUUACGAUCACGCUGGCCCGCAAUUCUCGACGAGCACAACAAGAACGAUGCAUUUAAUCAAGCACUCCGUAUCUAUGCGGACUUUGUCAGCCCCCACGAUGCCGAAUUUCCCUUGAACAUUUCCUCUCAGAGUCUCAAACAACUACAGGCUGUUUUCGAGAAACCCGCCCGUAUCCUCUUCGGAGAAAAGGCCGAGUCGAAUCCCAUCGCACCAUUUAUUUCCGAGACGUUCACACCCGCAUCUCAAGAGUUUGCUGGCGUCCAAUAUACUGGAGAUGUUCCGAGUGGCUUUGAUAUCACUAUCUUUAACAAUGUGGAAGAACAUAUUAAGGACCUGGUCUUGACGAAUACAUGGGCUAAGUUUGUGGACUCAAUGCGUCGCCGCUCAACGGAUACAGACCGCAGUGAUUUUACAGCUGUCUCGGACAACUCGAUUCGAAGUUGGUUAUCAGAUACACAAUUGAAGCUUAGAUCAUUCCUUUGA
Messenger RNA from Penicillium malachiteum, 1686 nucleotides. RefSeq lists its product as uncharacterized. Bases 1 to 1686 code for a protein of 561 amino acids. NCBI's taxonomy places the organism in Eukaryota, Fungi, Ascomycota, Eurotiomycetes, Eurotiales, Aspergillaceae. The transcript is spliced from 5 exons. The record is from RefSeq and is a predicted model, not a curated record.